AUGCACAUACUAUAUCCACGCAUUCUCAGGUAUCACUGUCGAGUGGCGUGGCGGAUGAAUGUGGACUUGGAAGACGGAGAAACCGCUUUGGGAGAGGGAACUAAAGGUUCUGCAAGGCCAUCGGAUGAAGACAUGCGGAAUGGUGUAGAAACACUCGCUACAGGGACCUUUGGUGCCCUUGACAUGUGUACUAAGCCUAUCCUCUACCAUCUGUGUCAAGAUAGAAACCUCAGGAGGGCAAGUACGAAGAGGACACUCAUCAAAACUCUCCUGAACUGGAAAAUCAAUCAGGCAACAGGAGAGGUGCCCUCAAAGCCAUUCAUUCCACCCCGUCCUUCAAAGAAGAUACCACGGACAGACACCGAGUCCGCUAGGCUUCUACUGGAAGGUACAGCAACAGUCAGCGAUGUGUCACUCCUUCAUUUCACAAAACCCAUCUUGGCGAGCCUCUGCGAUGCAAAGUGUGAACAUUGCAGUGGGAACAAGAGUGAUCUAGUUGCCAGGCUGUUAGACUGGUGGGGCGAGCAACAGCCACCAGGCGCAGAGCAGAAUCAAUACAAUAACAAUGUGCAUCUUGGUGCUAAGCGCGUGCAGUGGAUAUAG
Molecule: messenger RNA, 603 nt
Organism: Suillus subalutaceus
Lineage: Eukaryota; Fungi; Basidiomycota; Agaricomycetes; Boletales; Suillaceae
Exons: 3
Coding region: 1-603 (200 amino acids)
Source: RefSeq, a predicted model, not a curated record